Plectropomus leopardus (leopard coralgrouper) is the source of this 914-nucleotide messenger RNA. The record is from RefSeq and is a predicted model, not a curated record. Lineage: Eukaryota; Metazoa; Chordata; Actinopteri; Perciformes; Serranidae.
GUUCAGUCUGCACUCAACAGCAAACACUCUGUCUCUGCGUCUCAACACGUCUCUGUCUCUCAGUCUGUCUCACCACGUCUCUGUCUCUCAGUCUGUCUCUCUGUCUGCCUCUCUAUGUCUGUCUCUUUGUGUCCCUCUGUCUCAGGAUGGACCAGUUUCAUUGUGGAUUAUUGAUUUUUGUGUUUCUGCAGCAGAUCGACUGUCUGCACUCAGUUUACAUUACUGACAGCUCAGAUUCCCUCCGUCAGGACCUCUCAGAGUUCAGCCUCGUUCGUCCAAUCAGGACCAGCGCAGAGGGCCGUUUCCUGUCCGCCUCAGUCUCCGCCCACCACCUGCGCCGCAGUAAGAGACACGCCCACUCCACCGAGGCCCCGCCCACCGACGGGCCAGCAUCCAACCAGAAGCCCGGCUGGAGAGGGCGGGGCUACGGGGCAGAGGAGGCGGAGCUUUUCUACAACGUGACGCUGUUUGGUCAAGAGCUCCACCUGCGGCUGCGUCCCAACAGCCGCCUCCUCGCCCCCGCCGCCACCAUGGAGUGGUGGGAGGAGUCAGGAAGCAAACACUCGCAGCCACUCAGGGACGCCGGCUGUUUCUACACAGGACAGGUGUCCAACAUGAAGGACACGUCUGUCGCCAUCAGCAACUGUGACGGGCUGGUACGAGUCACCUCCCGAGAUCCUCAUUCACGCGUUUACCGAGUCACUCCUUCACUCGUUCUCUGUUUCAGGUUUUCACUCUUUCUGUGUCUCUGUUUCACUCAACUCUUUCACUCUUUCAUUCUUUCACUUUUUAACUCUUUCACUCCUUCACCGAGUCGUUAUUUCACUUUUCCACUCUCUCACUUGUGGUCUUUCACUCUUUCACUGUCUUUGUCUUCACUGAUAAUCAAUCCUGAAUAUAACAUGUUGUUUUAA